GCAGCCAGUUCCUAAACCUCAAACACCUAAACACCGUAAUCACGAUCUCGGGGAUUCAAUAAUUCCAUUCAAUUGAAGUUAUUUAUUGUUCGUGAAAUUAUCCUUCAUUAUUGAAACUGUCUCUCUCCCCGUCUUCUCGUCCUCCUUCUCCUUCUCCUUUUUUCCUCCUUUAGACGUCUCUCUCCAAUAGAAUAUGUUACCGUACCACACCGGGACCUUGUUACCAAACCAAAAUUGAUAAGACCUCAUUCAUUUCGCAUUUAAUAAAAGCUUCGAGGCUGGGCCGUGGAUCCCCUUUAAACCUAACGGUUUUGCUUUGACAGUACCAGAAACCCAAACCCAAACCCAAGUUUGUUAUUCCUGACUAUCUCUAUCUUUAUCAAACGGCCACCUGGACAUUCCCUCCCUCUCGCUCGAUGCAAUGAGAUGAGAGAUACCAUAGUCGCUUUUGCGCCAUUGAAAAUCGAUGACUUCCCCAAGAUAGAUUGCCAAAUCCACUCAAAUGACAGUGCUUAAAGACGCGCUUUCGCGAUCCGAUACAUUUUUGCGACCCCGGUCGGAAUAUAUUUCGAGUCCCGGUGUGCAAUCCGACGAUUCUACACCUUCAACGCCAGAUAAAGAUCACGAACGAAAACCACGAACUGUGCGAAAACCAUCGCCUGGUCUUGCUGCUCGACUUGCAGCGUUAGGUUUUGGAAAGGAUCCCGAUCCAAAUUCGGCAACGGCAACGUCACCAGUCGACCGAAUUGGCCGCAUUCCUGAAGAUCAAAUCCGCCAGCUUGAUCAUCUCCACCGCGCUAAUUCGACGAGUUCGCAUAUUCACCGACGAGGUCGAGCUUGGAGUGGCAGCGUCGGUCUCUUGACCCCUCAAGUAACUGGGGGUAGCUUUAAAGAGACCAACCUUCGAGAGAUCAACAUUAUUGACACGCGAGUACUCGACAGUGCCACGCACUCAACACCUUCGCUCGAUAACUUUGGUAAUCAGGACAUGACAACAAAUGUUGACCUCAUAGGAAUGGAUUCGCAGAAGUAUCGGUUGCCAGAACAUAUAAAUGGAAAUGGCACAAAGACAAUGGCAGAUAUAAAGCAGGCGCACAUCGAACGGAAUAUACCUCCUGUAGAAGACAUUGAAAUACAUCCACCUCCUAUUCACGAAAAACAAACACCUCCACUUCAUAUCCACGAAGAAGAAACACCUCCACCUCCCAUCCGCGAAGAAGAAACGCCUCCAUCUCCUAUCCGCAAAGAAGAAACACCUCCACCUCCUAUUCACGAAGACGAAACACCUCCACCUCCCAUAGCUAAAGAUACUCCGCCAACUGCGACAACACCCAGCGAAUCUUCAAACGAUGUUUCAUCCUACUUCAACCCCUUUGGCCAUCAACGGGCAGGCUCAAUUUACACGUUAUCGCGAGCGUCUUUUGCAAGUCAACUUGCUCAAUUGACGUCGUUGCAACUACCAGAUGCAGCCUCGUUAUCAACGAAAAUAUCCGCAAUUCCCAGCUCAAAAUCUGCCUCAAAGGCAUUGAUGGGAGCCGCAGAACAAAUUAGAAGUUGGAUUUCAAAAGCAUCUGAUGUUGUGUCUGGCCUAGACGGAGAGGAUGAUGUGGAAUGGGCAGCAGCUGGUGGUAGAGAAGGGCUAGAGGAAGUGGAUAAUGCGAUUACACGCUUCGAAAAAUUAAUUAAUGUUUACGUGUCAGCCAUCGAGUCUUUACAAGAACGCCCGGAUAUUGCUACGGUUCCUGCAGACGAACUUCAAAAGGUCGUGCUACAGGUUGAAAGUAUCCUUGAGGAAUGGGAAAAGAUAAGGAGAAAUCUUAAGGGUGUAAAAAACUCGGUUGAAAUUGCGAUGGAAUGGGAGGAAUUAUGGAACACAGUUUUGGGAGAUAUAGGCAACGAAGUGGACAUUCUGGCGCGACUCGUUUUCGAAAUGGAGGAGAAGCGGCACAAAUCGUUGGCAGAAGCCGAUAAUGACGGAGUUGACAUCAAAGAGCUCGAGACAAUUGUAGAAGAAACGCCUUCAUCUAAGUCGAGAUUACAGACCAACAGUCGAUUUGGCAUGGCAUCUUCAGCAGCCUUUCCUCUGAGCCCGAACUCGCCAGUAACACCGAUAAUGGCGCAAGAUGACUCAAGCCUAUUAGCAUUAUUUGCAAGAAUGCAACCCCUGAGAGCUUCUUUGGACUUUCUACCUAUGAGAUUAUCUACGUUUCAUGCUAGAGCCGAAGCGAUAUUUCCCACGGCCUGCGACGAGCUGGAAAGUCGACGAGGCGGUUUGGAGAAAAGCUGGAACUCUCUUGAAAAAGAUGCCGAAUCAUUACGAAGAGAACUUGGCGAAGAUCGUUGGGUUCUCGUCUUCCGCGGUGCAGGUCGACAAGCACAGAAAAUGUACGAAUCUGUCGAAAGGAGCUGUGCCAAAUUGAAGGAGUCUCUUGAUAAUGGGGUCCAUCUAAACAACCCGGCUACGAUGGGCAAGAAGAUCGAAAGUUACGAAGCAAAGAAAAUGCACUACGGUCCCGCCAUCGAACGAGUUCUUUCAAUUAUCGAGAAAGGAGUAAAGGAUCGCCUCACAGUCAAUGGUGAAAUCUUGAGAUUACACUCAGAUAUGCAACAGAAGUGGGAUUCAUUGAAAGAUCAAAUGAACGAAUUGGACACAAUCCUUGAAGAACUCCAGGCAGAUCGCAGAAACCAGCAGCUCAGAGAUUCAAUUUCGAGUAUGGUUUCGAAUGACCGCUCAACUAUUGGAAGCUUGAGCAAUGACACACCAGGAAGUUCGCCAGCAUCCUCAGUUAUAAUGUCAAACUUAAGUAGUAAACUUGACCCCACGACACCUGCAAGAAAUGGAAAGAUACGGUCUAGUGGCAGAAGCAGUGUAGCUGGAUCAAGAAGAAAUUUAAGUGCUGGGCAACCUCCUCGGUCUUUCAGUCGAGCUUCCCCAUCCCCUAUUCCUCCCCGGCAAAGCUCUGCAACUCCAACUGGUCGACUCCCCCGACCUUCCAACACACCCAGUGACAAUCGACCUCGAUGGAAUAGCAGCACCAAUACCAAUGAUACACUUAUUGGUCAUGGCUUCAAACCUCUUAGUGUCACAACACCAAGUUCCACUCAAUCGAAUCGGUCUACUAGGUCCAGUACAUCUGAGUCUAAAAUACCACUACGAAGCCCAUUGGGUCGCGGAAAUACAGCCUCUCCAGUCAUACGAGAACCCACAACUCCUUCAGGCAAUCGGCCGGCGUCGCGAACAGUACGCCGAGACCUCUCUACCCCUGGACCAUACUCUCAACAUACACUAUCAGUUAAUUCCCCUUCCCGUCCCCGUGUUCUGGCUAGCAAGUCUUCCAUGUCCAAUCUGACAGGCAAUAACCGUCGUUCUUCGAUGCAACCUUCAUAUUCAUAUGACGCCAGAGCUAGCAGCCCUGUAGUUCGAAGACCUGCUAGUUCGCUAGCUACUAGCAGAAGGAUAAGCCUUCUUCCCACCCCACGAGGCAGAAACUCAGAAAUGGCUGGCAGGGAUAGUCCAGCACCACAAAGAGGUAGCAGCACGUCCACAACUGAUAGCAAAGGUAAUCCCAAGAAGCAAUGGAGACCAUAAAGUCUCUUGUCAAAUCAAAGCUCUUGGGGUACUAAAGUUCUUGUAAAUGAGUUCUAGUCUUUAAUCGUUCGACUUAAAUUAUACACAGCAUGGUUUGUAGGCGUUUUUUUUUUUUCUUUCCUUACCACGCCAUUUUGAAACGCGCGACGUCUUUUAGCGAAUGGAAUUUUUGUGCUAUUGAAAUUAUACAGUGUGAAUGGAGCAUUGAAGGAGUUUAAACGGUAUGGUCGAAACUUGCCUACGCAAGAUUUCACGAUCCACAUUUGAAGGUUAUAGAAGUGCAAUGGACUGGAAUGUGAUGGAUUGGGAAUUUGGGGUGGUGAAGCGGCUGCGUGAGGUCAACGAUGGAGAAUGAUACCAUUACUUGUAUGAUAGAUAAAUUAGGAUUACCAGGUAGUUAGCGAAGCGAAGGAAGACUGUGAUACCCUUUUACUACAACCAUAGAUGUCGACGUUUUCUUCUUCUUUCUAUAGAAUGAAAUGGUAUGUGAAAUAGUUUGAUAACGUUGAUCCCA
Messenger RNA from Botrytis cinerea B05.10, 4103 nucleotides. RefSeq lists its product as hypothetical. Gene Ontology annotation, cellular component: cell cortex; mating projection tip; spindle pole body. The coding region runs from base 503 to 3589 and encodes 1028 amino acids. Lineage: Eukaryota; Fungi; Ascomycota; Leotiomycetes; Helotiales; Sclerotiniaceae. The record is from RefSeq and is a predicted model, not a curated record. Gene Ontology annotation, biological process: establishment of spindle localization; mitotic spindle orientation checkpoint signaling; nuclear migration along microtubule. The transcript has a single exon.